AUGGCUUCACCUAUUGCGUUGUUGCAGCAGAUUCCAAUGGCUUUCAACAAGAGAUAUGGUGGUGGAAAGGAAUGGCUACAACUUACAAAGAGACCGAAGUCAAAGGUGUUUUUAUGGAGAACAUUGAGAAGGCGACCAAAAGGGAUAGUAGAGAUAUGUCCUCGUGACGCUUAUCAACUGACAAAAAAACAAGAGGGGAUCAUAAAGAGCAUCCAUAUGAUUGUCAGAGACAGAGGAAAAUUUAUCAUGGAACUUUACUUGAAAAAGUCAGGUAAAGUAGAAAAGGGGAUAAAAAUAGACUAAUGAAGAAAAUCUCUAAAGGGGUUAAAAAUCGACUAAUGAAGGAAAAAAAUCCUAAAGAAAGAAGAAAGACAUGACAGUAACUGCGCCUUCCUUCGCUCUCCACUUUCUUUGUCAGCUUCAGACAAAUGUGAACGCACCAAAAGGUUCAAUGGUAAGGAAGACUCCCGUUCCCUGAAAAUGACUUGAUGGAAAUUGUGUGCCAAGUUGUUGGAGACAGAUCAAGACUUUUUAGACCUCUCACUAGAAGUAAGGUAUGUUUUAACACUGCUAAAAACCAACAGAGAAAGAUUGAAAAGAAAUGAAAAUUGUGACGUGGUGCAUGUGUGAGAUAGUUCUUGGUGAUUAGCAUGGUGUAUAGGUUGGGAGUUUACAGUUAUGGAACGUAGGGAAUUAUAGUUUUGGUAUGUGUCAUAGUGGAACUAAGAGGCUGCAGAUCAACAAGUCUUGUUGAGACUUAUUAGCAAAGAGUUAUAUUGUGUUUCAGUGUUAGAUGAGUUGUCUAUUUAGGAAAAAAUCAAAGAUGUAUAUGAAUAUGCUACGAAGAAUUCACCAUUCUUAUUUAUAGAAAACAAAAUAGACACAAAAGCAUCAGUUUAUAGAUAAAGAUAGAAGAAAGGUAAAGAAAUGCUUACAAUACAAUACCAACAACAACUUGACAAACAUUGAAGGGUCAAACUCAAAACCAAAAAAGAUCUUAACAGUUUCUGCUCUUAAUUACCAGAGAAGCUAGCCACUUCGGUUUAUAUAAAGAAAUGAGUUGUGCUAUUGCCAAUCCAAGUAACACUCCAAUUCCGUACCCUAUUGCCACUGCUUUCCAGUUUAACACUUGCUCAUCUUCUUCCUCUUCUUCUUGUUCUUUAGGAUGUUGUGCUGGUGGUGUGUUAGUCCCGAAGCAACUUUCUUGAAGAGGAAAACCGCAAAGCCCUGCAUUUCCUUCAAAUGACGAUUUAGGUUGCCCAGUUAUUUGUGUUCCUUGUGGUAUUUCACCAAUGAGUUGGUUGUGAGACACGUUCACGUAUGCCAAAAACGAGAGGGUCCUUAGGCCAUUAGGAAUAGUCCCUGAGAGUUGGUUACUUGAUAGGUCUAGUGACUCCAUCUUCUUAAGAUUGGCGAAAGAAAGAGGAAUAUGGCCUGUGAAGGCGUUGUUCGAUAAGUUGAGUGCGAUCAGUGCCUUUAAGAGACCAAUAGAUUCAGGAAUUUCUCCUUCAAGUCUGUUUCCUGAAAAAUCAAUGGUGGCUGAGGAAGUAAGGACGUUCCUUUGCUCCAUAGAUAGACCUUUAUAUCGUAAAUCUAUAGUUUCAUAAUAGGUGAGGUGAUAGUUCCCGAAAAUAACCUUGCCAUAUACCAUAUAUAGACCCAGAUCUUCAUUCAUCGUGUGUGAUGAUGCUUUCCAAUUCACAAAAAAGUCUGAGGACAAGCUUGUCGACGGCCGGCCGCGGCCGGCCGUCGACAAGCUUCCGGUUAGUUUGUUACCAGCUAUCUCCAGUAUCCGCAGCUCAGGAAAACCCAGAGGACCUUCAUUAGGAGGAGAUAGAGGACCAUAGAAUUUGUUUGAACUGAGGAGAAGGACUUGCAAUUUCGGUAAAGCCUUGAGGGAGAAAGGAAAUGUAUCUUUGAUUCCGUUGUGGUCCACACUUAGAAACUGUAGAGCUGAGCAAUUUAUAAGAGACCUUGGCAGCUUCCCUGUUAAUCGAUUGUAGCCAACGUCGAGUGACCGUAGAGGCGUAUCCUCAUAAUACUUGUCAGGAAUACUUCCUUCCAAGUUGUUCUUUCGGAGUUUCAAAUACAAUAAGUUACUCAGACAUGGAGGAAUUGGUCCGGUGAAGUUGUUGUAGCUUAGAUCAAGAACAUCAAGCGAGCUUCUAUUACAGAUUGAAAGAGGUAUGUCGCCUCCGAAUCUAUUGUCUAUUGCAGAGAAAUAGUUGAUAGAGAGCGGUAGAUGCGGGAGUGCCCCUUCUAAACUGUUUGUAUCCAAACUUAAGAUCUGCACUGAUGAAUUUACUAAAACUUCUGAUGACCCUUCAAAGCCAGUUAACAAAUUAUCUGUAAUGAACACUGAGCUCAGACGAGGAAGGCUCCAUAACCACUCUGGAAAUUUCCCACUGAUUCUAUUGUUGGAUAAGGCAAUAUACUCCAAAUUAUGAAGGGUCUUGAAGACGUUAGGGAAAUCACUGAUGUCGCAAUGCUCCAAACGCAACACUUCCAGGGUAGAUGGAAUGUAUGAAUCCAAAGUUAAACUAGCCUUUGAUAUCCAAUCACCGGAAAGAUCGAGGAGCAACAAAGAUUUGAGAGAGGAGAAGAGACUUAAGUCAAUUGGGUAGCUUGUGUUUAGGAAAGAAAGGUCGAGCUCUUUGAGGUUGAUGAGCUUUGAGAUAGGCUCUAGGAUUUUUCCUUCGAAAUGGUUUUCACCUAGGUGCAAACUCUCUAGCCUUGAUGACGAAGAUGAGUUAGGAACUUCAAUUGAACCGUUGAGAUUGUUUCCUUUUAAUGAAAGAUAGGAUAAGAAAGGCAUAGUGAAGAGAGAAGAAGGGAUUGUUCCAGAGAAGUGAUUACCAAAAAGAUGUAGAAUGGAGAGCUUGGUUAGAUUUUGUACAAGCGGAAGACUACCAGUGAAGUGGUUCAAGGGAAGGUACAACUCGGUUAACUGGGUUAGGUUACUAAUAGUGGGAGGAACUUGACCGAAGAAGCUAUUAGAGGAAACAUCCAAGACCUCUAGUUUGUUGAGAUUGCCAAAUUCAUAAGGGAGUGAAGAGGAGGUGAAGUUGUUGUAACGGAGAUUAAGGUAAAUGAUGUGGUGCAACUCAAAGAGGCUACUAUUGGGAUUCAAAAUUCCAGAGAAGUGAUUAUAAGAAACAUCUAAAACUCUGAGCUUGCGUAGAUUCCGCGCAAAUGAUAAACUACCAGUGAGGUCAUUAUUGGAAAGGACUAAGGCGGAAAGCAUGCUUAGGUUACUAAAUGAAAAAGGAACUUGGGCGAGGAAGCCACUACUUGAAAGAGACAAUACCUCUAAGUUGUUGAGCAUUCCAAACUUGGAAGAAAUUGAAGAGGAGGUGAAGUUGUUAUGAGGGAGAAGAAGGGAACGGAGAUGAUGAAACUGGAAAAGGCUACUGUUAGGUUUCAGAGUUCCGCUAAGACAUGCCCUGAGUUGUAGCAUCGUGACCGCACCCGUGGAGUCAUCGCACCACACUCCAUUCCAAGGGUCACUAUGGUUGCAAGCACGAGUAUCAAACUCGUUCUUGAACUGCGUAAAGGCUUGAAUCUGGUGGGGACCACAAGCACCAAGACCAACAACAGGGUUAUUAAAAGUGAAGAAGCUUGAAGGAGAGACACAAGAUAGUAAGAGUAGCAAGAGAAAAUUCAAACUGAAAAGCAAUUCAGACAUGAUGAAAACAGCUUUGAAAGAAAGAAUGGAUUUUGAUAUAAGAAAUGUGAGAGAGAAGAUUGGUAUAAAUAAAGAUAGAAUGUGGUUUUGCAUAGUGGAAGCAGUGAGAGCUAAGUGAAGUCGUCAUUGAAGUGAAAUCGACGUUAGAUGACUUUUCUAAUGUAUAUUUUGGACUGGAAUCACAUCACUUUGAAAUUAUACAUUAUGUUCAAAAUCACAAGAAGAAUAAUGAGGGUGAUAUUGACCCCAACAUGUGUUACACACCAAGCUUAUAUUGGUGAGUCAAGAUCCUACCACAAAUGUCCAACUGAUAUUGACCCCUACAUGUGUUACACACCAAACUGCUGCACCAUCAGCUAACGGAAUAGGAAUCUUCCUUGGUUAAGAUCUUUGUGACGUGAGGAAAUAAAAGUUUUGAAAAUAACGCCAAAAAAAUAGGCUGAAUUAUUAUUUAUGAAAUCACAAUCAAAAUGUUAUUUACCUAAGAAACAAAACUGGACACGAAAGCAAGCUAGCAAAGUUUUUUACACGUAAUGGAAGAUAGAAAAACUAUCCACAAUAUUCCAUAUCAUUUGAGGAAAUAUUGCGUUAAAAACUAAAAUUAAGUGACCAAGUGAAAAUUUGGUGAUUCUCACUUCCGUCACUGCACAGUGCAUAGUGCCUCCAGAACCAGAAGCUUCCUUCUUCAGAUAACAAACAAGUUCACUCACAUACAAUUGCGACGGUCACACGCCUUCAAUUACCUCGUCGAAAAUGGCUUCA
Messenger RNA from Arabidopsis thaliana (thale cress), 4447 nucleotides. RefSeq lists its product as uncharacterized. The transcript is spliced from 5 exons. Bases 1 to 303 code for a protein of 100 amino acids. The record is from RefSeq and is marked reviewed. Lineage: Eukaryota; Viridiplantae; Streptophyta; Magnoliopsida; Brassicales; Brassicaceae.